Lactuca virosa is the source of this 574-nucleotide messenger RNA. The record is from the annotation of a GenBank genome assembly. Lineage: Eukaryota; Viridiplantae; Streptophyta; Magnoliopsida; Asterales; Asteraceae.
CCCUUGACUUCAGUCUUCUCCAUUGACUGAGGGUGCAUUUUAUAGAUUUGAUCCUCCAUUUGAUUUCUGAUUCUACUCUUUUCAUUUCAUAUACUCAAGUUUCCUAUCCCUGUAAAACUUACAAUACACAAGUAAUGGCAUCAGGCUCUAUGACAUCUUCACGUAGCUCUGGAUCUUCCUGGACUCCAAGACAAAACAAGCAAUUUGAAGACGCUUUAGCUUACUAUAACAAGGACACACCUGAUCGCUGGCAUAACAUUGCUAGAGCUGUCGGUGGAAAGUCAGUGGAGGAGGUGAAGAGGCAUUAUGCAAUCCUUGAGAGGGAUGUCAUGCAAAUUGAAUUAGACCAAGUUCCUUUACCCAAUUAUAGGGAUAUGGGAAGCAACGGACGUGGAUUUGGAAAUGAACAGAGGCUUCUGAAGAAUCUAAAGCUAUAAUGAAGCGGGCAGCAAUUACAACAAUAACAACGUUCAUGGGAGGACAAACAAAAAGGGUUAUAGGAGAGAGGUGGAUUAUGUUUGUGUGAAUUAUUAUCGUUCUGUUUCUGAUUUUAGUUAUGCGCGUUGCAAUUUAA